Messenger RNA from Protopolystoma xenopodis, 297 nucleotides. The record is from the annotation of a GenBank genome assembly. Lineage: Eukaryota; Metazoa; Platyhelminthes; Monogenea; Polystomatidea; Polystomatidae.
AUGCUGUAUGCCACAAUCAGACGGUUGGCUGGAUACACUUCGUUGACCCGACUCUUGGAGGGCAGCAUUCCGAUCGACUCGCACUUCAACUCGGAUGAACCAACUCACUACCACAAUAUGUUGGCUGACACGGGACCGAAAGGGCCUUUGGAGAUGUAUCGCCAUCUUCCCUGCUCAACUAAACGGGGCUCAGCCUCACCUCUUAGGCGUUUGCGCUCUGUCGACUCGCCGUUUGCUUCAGCCCCAGCAUUGGUCAACUCGGUUGCAGUAAAACCUCUCGGGGUUUUUCCCUCCUAA